Physcomitrium patens is the source of this 1627-nucleotide messenger RNA. RefSeq lists its product as uncharacterized. Gene Ontology annotation, biological process: maturation of 5.8S rRNA; maturation of LSU-rRNA. NCBI's taxonomy places the organism in Eukaryota, Viridiplantae, Streptophyta, Bryopsida, Funariales, Funariaceae. Gene Ontology annotation, cellular component: preribosome, large subunit precursor; nucleolus. The record is from RefSeq and is a predicted model, not a curated record.
UCCUCGCCGAUCACCACCACCACCUCCGCCGCUGUUGAGCUGCGGCUUAGGGUUUUGCGACCAAGCAUUCUCACUGUCGGAGUUUAGACGCUCGGGAGGUGACUAGAGUGUCCAGACUCCGUCGAUGCUACAGCGCUGAGCUCCCUACGUUGUUUUUUGUCGUCUUGGUCUCCUUCGUCGCUGUAAUUUGGUUUGUGAGUAUGGCUGCAUUGGCUUAAGGAUUCAGGGGUUUAGGGUUUAAGGGAGUCAAUUCAGGCGAGUUUGGGAGUGACAAUCGAGUUUCUGGUGCUGGGCUAAGCCCUCGCCGGCAAGAUGCAGUCCGACGAGGUCGUAUGGCAGGUCAUCAACCAUGUCCACUGCAGCUUCAAGGCCAAGAUGCAAACGCAGAAUUUUUGUAGGAACGAGUACAAUGUCACGGGACUUUGUAAUCGGAGUUCGUGUCCCCUGGCCAACAGCAGAUACUCUACGAUUCGGGAAAUUGAUGGUACGCUGUACUUGUAUAUGAAGAGUAUUGAGCGAUCUCAUUCCCCUAAAGACUUGUGGGAGCGUGUUAAAUUGCCUCGAAAUUAUGGGAAGGCGCUGGAGACGAUCGAUAAACAUCUGGAACAUUGGCCGAAGUUUUUGGUGCAUAAAAAUAAGCAGCGGCUUACUAAAAUGACUCAGUACUUGAUCCGAAUGCGGAAACUAGCAUUGAAAACCAAGCGCAAACUCGUCACAAUGCCUGCGAAGGAAGUGAAAAGGGAGAAGCGUAGGGAAGCGAAGGCAUUAACAGCAGCUGUUUUGGACAAGUCGAUAGAGAAGGAACUAUUGCAGCGAUUGCAAAGUGGAACUUACGGAGAUAUAUACAACUUCCCCGUCAAAGAAUACGAGAAAGUUUUGGCAAUGGAGGAGAUGGAACCUGCUGGUGAGGAGAGUGAAGAGGAAGAAGAGCAGGAGCCAGAAGUUGAAUACGUGGAGGGUUACGAAAUGGAGGAUGAAGACGAGGAUGAUGCUAUUGAAGACUUUGCUCAGGGUGCGAACAGGAUGUCUGAUUCUGAAGAUGACGACGGAGAACAAUCCCAUGAUGAAUCAGAUGCAUCUGAGGACGAGGACAUGCAACCAAGCCGUCAAUCGAGGAAGGCCCCCAAGUCGCUCAAGGUUCCUUCGAAGAGAGGUCAAGUUGAUCCUACGCCAGCUAGCAGAAAGAAAAGACGUCCCCAUGUCGAGAUCGAGUAUGAAGAGGAGCGUGAGAUGCAGAAUGCGGAUUUUUGAUUUUUGCAAUAUUCUGCCAACUCGGUUGUGCACAAUUUUGUAUUAACACGAGAUUAGGUUUACGGUGGUUAUAACACAUGUUCCCCUAAAUCUAGAUCGGUCAAAAGACCGAAGACCUUAUGGAAGCAGGGAGCAAGUUAGUGCGGAAGUUGGAGAUAUGUGACUGACGUUCUUCUAUUGAGCAGUGCAAGGCUUCUAAGUGACUAGUUGAAACCAAGACUGCCCUCAUGAGAUAUUAGAAAUUUGGUGCGAUUAAUUGAUAUAGAGGUUAAAACGGUUACUUAUUUCAUUCUCUCGCUUGUAAUUUACACCAGGUUGCCUGUGUUAUUCAUUGAUUCUAAGAGAGAAAUGUCCAACUCUACAUUUGAUGCCUCAA